CGGAGAGCAGCGGGCCUCCAGCCGCCCAGCCCCGCACACCCCUGCAGUCUUCGCUCCUGGGCCUUGGAGGGUAACUCUCUCCCGCCGGCUUCCCCGCGCGUUUGCAUUGCCCGGCACUUGCAAGUGGAGAAGCAGCCCAACCCUUUAUCUUGGGUGAUUGCUAGUGGAGAAGCUCUGACAAUUUAGCAGACGGGCUCCUGGGCCUCUCGGACCCUUACCACAUCCUUCAGCGCCCUUCAGGAGCAGAGCGCCUUUGGGAAACAGAUUCCUAAAAGUGCAGGUGGGCCAGCCAUGAGAGGGUACCUUGUGGCCAUAUUCCUGAGUGCUGUCUUUCUCUAUUAUGUGCUGCAUUGUAUAUUAUGGGGAACAAACGUCUAUUGGGUGCCACCUGUGGAAAUGAAGCAGAGAAAUAAGAUCCAGCCUUGUUUAUUGAAGCCAGCUUUUGCCUCUCUCCUGAGGUUUCAUCAGUUUCACCCUUUUCUGUGUGCAUCUGAUUUUAAAAAGAUUGCUUCCUUGUAUGGUAGCGAUAAGUUUGAUUUGCCCUAUGGGAUAAGAACAUCAGCGGAAUAUUUUCGACUUGCUCUUUCAAAACUGCAGAGUUGUGAUCUCUUUGACGAGUUUGACAAUGUGCCAUGUAAGAAGUGCGUGGUGGUUGGUAAUGGAGGAGUUUUGAAGAAUAAGACAUUAGGAGAAAAAAUUGACUCCUAUGAUGUAAUAAUAAGAAUGAAUAAUGGUCCUGUUUUAGGACAUGAAGAGGAAGUUGGGAGAAGGACAACCUUCCGACUUUUUUAUCCAGAAUCUGUUUUUUCAGAUCCCAAUCACAACGAUCCUAAUACUACGGCAGUUCUCACUGCUUUUAAGCCGCUUGAUUUAAAGUGGCUGUGGGAAUUGUUGACGGGUGGCAAAAUAAACACUAAUGGUUUUUGGAAGAAACCAGCCUUAAACUUGAUCUACAAACCUUAUCAAAUCAGAAUAUUAGAUCCUUUCAUUAUCAGAAUGGCAGCUUAUGAACUGCUUCACUUCCCAAAAGUGUUUCCCAAAAAUCAGAAACCCAAACACCCCACAACAGGAAUUAUUGCCAUCACGUUGGCCUUUCACAUAUGUCAUGAAGUUCACCUUGCUGGUUUUAAAUACAACUUUUCUGACCUCAAGAGUCCUUUGCAUUAUUAUGGGAAUGCCACCAUGUCUUUGAUGAAUAAGAAUGCAUAUCACAAUGUGACAGCGGAGCAGCUCUUUUUGAAGGACAUUAUAGAAAAAAACUUUGUAAUCAACUUGACUGAAGAUUGACUCUACAAACUCAGAAGAUGAUGCUAACAGUAUUAGUUUUAUUUUUAUAUGGCAGUUUUUAGUUUAUUUUUAAAUAUGUUGGAUGCACUUGUCAAAAAAUUGUGUAUAUUAAGUCUGUUGCUGCCUGGUGAUUCAUAACCACCAGCUUAAUUUCUGUGAAUAUAUUUAAUUUAUAAAAACCAAGAUAUGUUUAGUUAUCAGGGAAAGUUUUGAUUGCAUUGUUUUUAAAACAAGCUAGUUUUCCGAAGUGUUUCUAAACAUCUUUUUAUAUUGACUUCAUCUUAGACUUUUGAGGGGAUGUGACUUUCUAAUAAGGGGCUUUAGCUGACCAAUUUUUGAACACAUUUGGCUACUCUAAAUUGGUGGGGAAUGGCCAUGUGGUUGUGCCUUGAUACGGCAGACUGGAGCCACUUUCAGCAUGUAGCCAGAUGAUUGUCUUGUACCUGAGGAAACAGAUUUGAAUCUUAAAGCAGCCCUGAACACAGCAGUAGGUAUGGUUAUGGAAAUCUAAGAUCAGACUGGUUUCAUUAAGCUUUUUUUGUCUUGCAGUUAAGUAAACCAUGAUUGUAAUGAGUAAUCUGGAAGGUGUGUUUUUAAGGUGAAGGAAAUAGACUAAACAUGAAAUUCUGGACGAGUAAAUAAGCCAAGAAUGCCACUUACCAAAGCCUAGUGACUGCAUUAUUUUAAAGCUCAUACAAGGUAGCAGAGCUUGGCAAGCUCAAGGAAAGCAUUAUUAAAUUUUUUGCCUGGCCUAAUAUAUUAAAAUGUGAAAGUUUACUAUUGGAAUUAAAUUAGAAAAAAAUGAAGAUAAAUCCUUGAGACUCCUCCUCAAGCUGUUUCUGGAUUUAAAUGGGACUUUCACGAGAGAUUUCAACUUCAAAGGGGAAGGCUUACCUGGCUACCUAGGGUGCAUCAGAGAAGAGUCCUACUGGAUGCAAACAAGUCAAAACCAACCCUUCGAACAAAUGUGAGCUAGUGUCCCUUCUCAUUUAAUCCAGCCCAUGGCUAUGGGGAGGGAAAAAGGAAGAGAAGAGAAUUACAAGGAUGGAAUUAAAAAUUCUCAGAAGAGGUAAGAGUUGAAAGAACUGUUAUCUUUUUGAACAAUAAUUAUCACUGGGAGUCACGCUGGUGCUACUGGGAACCAACCAGCCUCUCUAAAGAUUAUGUCAAACGCAGUAUAAGAGGGGAGAAAACUCCUAGUUGAUGUAAGCCAGAUCUACACAUGAAACGUGGACACUGUUCUGUUAGCACCAGCACACUUGCACAGUACCAUGGUUUCACUGGAUUCCUCCAGUAACUGAGGUGGAAAACAUGGGUGUUCGUGUGACCCUGCCCUCCUACCACAUAGCCAGAGUUCGCUGCUAAAUUUCAGUCUGUGAACUAAUUUAGGCUUCAAAAAUGGAUGGUCCUGGCUGUAGUAAAAAUAAAAAACCACUGGUAGCAUUUUCAAAUGUUACUAUAAGGUUUAGAAUAAUGGCAGGAUAAUUUCUGACUGAUGCUAAAACUGAGAAGUCUGGCAUUUUGUGUAGUAUGAGAGAAGGCUACAAACUUCAACAUGGUUUUAUAUAAGCCCAAGGAAAGUCUCAGCAAGACACAUAUAUACAAUUUAUUAAAAACACAUGAACACAUUAAGAUCUCACUAUUUAUACAAUCUAGAUUCUAGCAACAUAUACACAUACUGAGUGACUACAGUACAUGCCGAGGUAAGAAAAGUACAUUCCGGAAGAAUAUCACUGACCCUCAAGCCAUUUUUAUUUCCAAUAUGUAUUUCAACAUGUUUUGUUUCCACCUUUCCCAGUGCCAAAAAAGAAAAAAAAACAAAACUAGUCAUAAAUUGGUGCCACAGUUGAGCUAAAAAGUAUGUUAAUAACCAUCCAACUCUUACUUGAUUUUGCAGUUCAGGGACUUAAAGUUCAUGGCAGAAAAGCAGAGCUAGAAGGCAGUUUUUUAAAGGUAGAGCUUAGUUAUCUCUCUUUAAAGGGUUUGAAAAGUUUUUGUCCCACAAUCUAUUAGUUCUGUCCUUUGACCUAUUGUUUCCAUAGCCCUUUUGCUCUCCAGGUUUUAAUGUGGGGCCAAGGCAAAGAAGUUCAAGCUUUGUCACCUUCUAUAGAAUUUUAGAUGAGUGCAUUUUCUGCUGGGGGCAGGGAGGGUAAGAGUAUACAUGACACCAUAGUUUCAGCUGCUGGAUAAAUUCUCUACACCAGCCUUUUCACCAGCAGAUAAACCCAUUGUUCAAUGCAAAGUGCAAAUAGUGAAACAUGAAUUUAAAUAACUGGACUAGACCCUACACAUACAAUAGGAUCUAUUUAGUGUUACAGGUUCUAAAAAAUAUAAAUCAGCAUUCACAAUAUCUUUAACUGGGCUGGUUCCCAAGAUCAUUUAACAGUGAAGUUGGUGUCACUUUAUGAAAACCUGUAAGGGCCCUACUUCGCUGUACCUCUGUUGGAGCCAAUCUUUAAAAUUGUGUUAACAGGAAAAAAAAAAAAUUAAUCCAAUAAACCAGACUGACUUAAAUCUUUAAGAUGUUUCAAGCAGGGAAUAAAAAUUGAAGAUAAUUUAGUAAAGAAAAAAAAGUUACUUUCACAUUUUCAGUUGAUUGUCUCCACAGCUGCAUCAGACAUAAAUGUAGUUAAAACCCAAAACAAAACUCAUACGAAAACAAAGGAACUAAAAGUACAAAAUCAGAAUAACCCUUUGUAUCAGGCUCAGCUCUUCAUUUAAAAAGUAAAUAUACAAAAGCAAUAAAAACUAUUUUGUACAAAAUCAUUGGUAGUUUAAGGACCGCACGGUGGCAAAAACAUGCAUCAUUUAAGAAGAAAACAUUUGCCUCUCAAAGAGUUCCAUGGGAAAAUCAGGUGCACAAAAUUAAAUGAAAACAAUCAUCUUUGGGAGAAUGAGAUAAUUUCUCUUAAAGCUUCUCAAACAGGCAUGUGAUUGGAGAAGUAUAUUCACUGUGUACUGAGGAUGAAUAAAAAAAUAAAUCGGUUUACUCUCUUCCCACCUGAAAGGGGAUGACUGCAUUAAUACACGUGCUUUACACAUUCAUGUCUUAAUAAAAGUUCAACAUCUGUGCUUGUUUCAAA
Lontra canadensis (Northern American river otter) is the source of this 4370-nucleotide messenger RNA. It is a transcript of the gene ST3GAL6, whose product is annotated as ST3 beta-galactoside alpha-2,3-sialyltransferase 6. NCBI's taxonomy places the organism in Eukaryota, Metazoa, Chordata, Mammalia, Carnivora, Mustelidae. Gene Ontology annotation, molecular function: beta-galactoside alpha-2,3-sialyltransferase activity. The record is from RefSeq and is a predicted model, not a curated record. Bases 292 to 1287 code for a protein of 331 amino acids. Gene Ontology annotation, biological process: glycolipid biosynthetic process. The transcript is spliced from 12 exons.